AUGGCGAAAGUAGACAGAAAACAUCCGUAUCUAACCGGAAACUUCGCUCCCAUCAGCACCCGACUUACCUCCAAACCCUGUUACUUCGAGGGUACCAUUCCCGAGGAAUUCCUGGGCGGCCAAUAUGUCCGGAAUGGCACCAACCCAAUCCAGCGCGACAACCCGCGCGGCUUCCACUGGUUUGACGGCGACGGCAUGCUCACAGGUGUAUACUUCAAGCGCAUCUCCGGACCAGCCCAUGUUCAACCCGUCUUUACCAACGAGUAUGUCCUAACGGAUAUAUACUGCGCGACGGCGCGAGACCGCCGCCUCUACCCCAUAAUGCCUAGCGUUGUGGCGUUAACUAACCCUGUCUCGUCUUUGCGAAUCAUAUAUGAAAUAUUGCGGAGCAUGGCUUUGAUCUUUGUGUCGAUUUGUGGCUUGAUUGCCCGGCCGAUCAAGAGGGUGAGUAGUGCGAAUACCAGCAUUUUUCAUCAUGAUGGUCGUGUCAUGGCAACGAACGAGAUUGGGCCUCCCAUGCGUGUGUUCUUACCACUGCUGAAAACAGUGGGCUGGUUUACCGUGCUAACCUGUCGCAAUGAACAGCCCCGGGUUGACCCUCAGACUGGGGAAUUGCUUCUCUUCCACUCAACAUUCAUCCCGCCGUUCGUGAACUACUCCAUCAUACCUGCUAGAACUACCGUGACACCGGAGUUUCGUCUCAAUCGGCCCGUGCCUGGCCUUGUUUCAGGGAAGAUGAUGCAUGAUUUUGGAAUAUCCCACCGACAUACCAUUAUUAUUGACUUGCCUCUCGAACUCGACCUGUCUAAUAUCACACAUGGAAAGCCGGUGGUCGAAUACAACCCACAGGGCCAAACGAGGCUUGGGGUAUUCCCUCGGCAUGUCCCUGAACUCAUUCGAUGGUUUACAACAGACCCCUGCGUGGUAAUGCACACAGUAAACUCUUGGGAUGAUAUUACACCUGGUGGAACAUGGGUGAAUAUGCUGCUUUGUCGCAUGAACAGUGUUGCGCCAUUCUACCAUAUGGGUAAUACAGCUGCCCCAGAAGCUUUGAAGCAACCUGAUCCACAAUGCCGUCUUUAUUACUAUGAGUUCCCACCCAGCCAUGAGGGCACAGCGUCGAUCUCCCAGCAGUGGGCGCUAUCAGCCAUUCCUUUUGAAUUCCCAUGUGUGCCCCAGCACCUUGAGAUGGACCCAACAAGCGCCUUCAAGAUUGACUGUCUCGUCAAAGUGGACGUGGAACAGCUUCUCUCACAGGGUAAGACCGAGCGUCUAUCUCCAGUGGGCGGCUGUGUAGACGAGCGCUCCAUUGAUGAAGUGCUCGCUUCAGACAACCCCGACGACCCUAUCAAGGUGUUUGCCUUUCCCACGGGGUGGUAUGCCCAGGAGUGUUCGUUUGUACCACGGAAGGAUGGAAAGUAUGAAGAUGAUGGCUGGCUCGUUACCUAUGUAUUUGAUGAGUCGCAACUGGAUGAGAAUGGCGAGGCUCCACCUCACUCGCGCAGUGAGCUUUGGGUCAUCGAUGCUGUUGGUAUGAGAGAGGUUGUCUGCCGAGUACUCCUGCCGCAGCGUGUACCAUAUGGGAUGCACGGAAAUUGGUUCUCCGAGGAGCAGAUCUCAGCCUCGGAUCGGUUAUACAGUAAUUCUGGCACUCUUCAAUCCUCCAAGAAGUCGAAUCAAGAUAGAUCUAGCCUGCAAGAUCUACCUGUUGGACUGCAUUGCCGCGCCUAUGAAGUAUACUCUGCUGUUUUCCUUCCUCGGCGUAAUCCUCACCUCAGGGAGGAGCAAGUGAGGUAUUCCCUCAGUGAAGUAGGACACCAUGGAAUCGAUGUCGUCCGGGUCAAUCAUCGUGAUUGGCUUCAUGCCGUUGAGGGGUGGUACUGUCUAUACCCAGAGGAUGAAGCUGAUAGAGUCUCCGCUCAGUCGACACGACGAAGCUCAGUCGUAGCAGAUAUCACUGCUUAUUGUGUACAAAGGUCAACCCCCAACGACGCUUCACCGACGGUGAAGACUCGACCCAGGACUGCAGCAACUACCUGCCAUCCUUUAGUGAGCGUCGGCCUGCUAUAUGAUAAGAGAAUUGAUACCCACGAUCCUGACUACGUUCUGCUCAUAUACCGGGAAUCUAUGUACUAUGCCAGCACUAAGCUAGAUUCUCUGGGAAUAUAG
Messenger RNA from Aspergillus niger, 2169 nucleotides. RefSeq lists its product as uncharacterized. Gene Ontology annotation, biological process: carotene catabolic process. The transcript is spliced from 9 exons. The record is from RefSeq and is a predicted model, not a curated record. Gene Ontology annotation, molecular function: carotenoid dioxygenase activity. Bases 1 to 2169 code for a protein of 722 amino acids. NCBI's taxonomy places the organism in Eukaryota, Fungi, Ascomycota, Eurotiomycetes, Eurotiales, Aspergillaceae.